GCAUACCUGUCCGUGCCAUUCAGAGAAUAUAUUCUUCAUUUCGCUCUCACUUUAUUGGUAAACGUCAUCAUAUUUCUUUUACUACCUCCACGUGUCAACUACAGCAUUCACUCGCCUUCCCCUCCACCAUGCCCCUCUUCAGGCCUAUAAAAGCAUCCUUGCAACGACCCUCCGUUAUAUUCGAAGAAUCUCUUGAAAUCCCACUCAAACGCUGAUUCGUAUUUCAAAAUGUCCGAUACGGAUGCCAAUCAUCAUACAGACAUGAGGAUUCAAGAAAAUGAAAAAAGACUCGAUUAUCUAGAUUUCGUCCAAGUGGCAGCGAUCUACAUUAUAGUCUGCUUUUCAACACUCUACGCAUACGCUAAGGAGAAUUCCGGUCCACUUAAACACGGAGUGGAAACCGUUGAAGGAAACGUUAAAGCCGUUAUUGGUCCCGUUUACGAGAAGUUUCAUGAUGUUCCGUUUGAACUCCUCCAGUUCGUCGAUCACAAGGUGGACGAGUCUUUGAAGGAACUGAAAAAGCAUGUGCCUUCUCUGCUGAAGCAAGCAUCGAGUCAGGCACGAGCUGUGGCUUCUGAAGUUCACCGCGCCGGUGUACUGGACACUGCGAAGCACAUUUCAAUCAGUGUGUAUUACAAGUACGAGCCGACGGUCAAGGAGCUAUACUGGAGGUACGAGCCGGUUGCCGAACAAUAUGCAGUUUCGGCUUGGAGGUCGCUGAAUCGGCUUCCCAUUAUCCCGCAAGUGGCUCAGAUCGUUGUCCCAACGGCUACCUACUGGUCUGGCAAGUAUAACCAGGCGGUUUGUUAUACGGACGAGAGGGGAUAUGCGGUGGCAGAGUAUCUGCCGUUGAUUCCAAUCGAGAGGAUCGCAAAAGUUUUUGAUGAGAAUGAGAUAGGGCCCACCAUUUCGACGAAUGGAGAGACUGAGAACUGAAUAGCUGGAUUUUGGUUUGGGUUUUUUAUUCGGUUGUACCUGUAGUGUAAUGUUGUUGUUACUAUUGAUUUUGCAUGUCUGUCAAGUACGUUAGCAAUAAAUCUGUUUUUUUUUUUUUUUAAAAGAAUAUUAACAAUAAAUUUUAUGAUUUUGUUUGG
Molecule: messenger RNA, 1094 nt
Organism: Mangifera indica (mango)
Lineage: Eukaryota; Viridiplantae; Streptophyta; Magnoliopsida; Sapindales; Anacardiaceae
Product: stress-related protein-like
Exons: 3
Coding region: 229-936 (235 amino acids)
Source: RefSeq, a predicted model, not a curated record